AUGGCGGGCUUCGUGCGGGAGCUGGAGCGGCGGGGCGGGCCGGCGCUGCGGCUGGAGCAGCGGGCGGCGGGCGGCGUGGGCUGCGUGGUGUGGGACGCCGCCUUGGUGCUCGCCAAGUUCCUGGAGACCGGCGCUUGCCCCCUCGCCCGCCGCCACGUCCUCGAGCUGGGCGCCGGCACCGGCGCCGUCGGCAUCAUGGCGGCCACGUUGGGGGCAAACGUGACGGUCACCGACCUUGAGGAGCUGCAGGAGCUGUUGAUGGUUAAUAUAGAGAACAACAAACAUCUGGUCACAGGGUCAGUCCGAGCCAAGGUACUGAAAUGGGGUGAAGAUGUAACAGAAUUUCAGCCUCCCCCCGAUUAUAUACUAAUGGCUGAUUGCAUUUACUACGAGGAGUCGUUAGAACCGUUACUGAAGACACUGAAAGACCUUACUGGCCCUGAUACGUGCGUCUUGUGCUGUUACGAACAGAGGACUAUGGGAAAGAAUCCUGAAAUUGAGAGAAAAUACUUUGAGCUGCUUCAGAUGGACUUUGAGCUGGAAAAAAUUCCCCUGGAUAAGCACGAUGAGGAGUACCGCAGCGAAGACAUUCAUAUCGUGAAUAUCCACAGGAAACAAACGAAUUUUCCAUCGUGAGAUCUCUGACCACAGUAUCUGUCCUCUGGCAGCUGGUAGAGCUCUGGAGAAGAGGGAGAGGGUAUAGAAUAACACCACAAAGGGGCUGUCUCCAGUGUGGUUUGUGACUCAUCUACAGAAUGGCUUCUCGAUGGUGGGCUUGGCAUGAGGCACCAGAAGAAGUGGGCUUGUUAGAUUAGAUCCACUGAUAGUGCCUUCCAAGAGGGCAGUUGUGAGCUGUUGACGGCUGAGGCAGAGGGAGGCAGAAAACGGAACCAGAGCUUCAGCUGGAGCAGCGCUGGGUGCGUGUUCUGGUUACCUCUGCUGGGCAGCCGCUUGUCAGAGCA
Gavia stellata (red-throated loon) is the source of this 962-nucleotide messenger RNA. It is a transcript of the gene VCPKMT, whose product is annotated as valosin containing protein lysine methyltransferase. Lineage: Eukaryota; Metazoa; Chordata; Aves; Gaviiformes; Gaviidae. Gene Ontology annotation, cellular component: cytosol; cytoplasm. Gene Ontology annotation, biological process: peptidyl-lysine methylation. The transcript is spliced from 6 exons. The record is from RefSeq and is a predicted model, not a curated record. Gene Ontology annotation, molecular function: protein-lysine N-methyltransferase activity. The coding region runs from base 1 to 636 and encodes 211 amino acids.